This is a messenger RNA of Lycium barbarum (goji berry), 1276 nucleotides long. RefSeq names its product disease resistance protein Pik-1-like. The record is from RefSeq and is a predicted model, not a curated record. Lineage: Eukaryota; Viridiplantae; Streptophyta; Magnoliopsida; Solanales; Solanaceae. The transcript has 2 exons. The coding region runs from base 674 to 1072 and encodes 132 amino acids.
AGAAAAAGUCGAGAGAAAAAGUACAAGAGUUGAUUUCGAUCAUGUACGAUGUAAUGUCGUGUCGGCUGUCUGAAUACUCUUAGAAACAGUUAGUGUGAUAUUUCUCCAAAUGAUUUAAGUAUAAAUACAAGGACAAGAAAUAAUCAAAAUUGUAACCUCACAAGUCACAACCUUGUAAGUGUCGAAGAUGGUCCAAAGGAGAAGUUUUAUGAAGAGAGGAACAAUAUAAUGCCUAAGGUACUAUACAUUUAUAAUUUUUUUUUUUUUUUUAGCAUCCAACGACGAAUUUGGGUGGUCAGCUUUCAAAAUAUGUUUAUUUUGAAAAGUGUUUCGGAAAAUACUUUUGGAGAGUAGUAAUUUGUGUUUGGUUCAUCAAUUUGCAAAACAUUUUACCAAUAUUAGAAUAGCAAUUUGCAUUGGCCAAGGUUUCAAACUUAUUUUCGAGGAAAGUUAUUUUUUUUUAGCUUCUAAAAAAUAACUUCUGGCACAUACAAAACUUGACCAAACAUCUCUAUUUUCUAAAAUAAUCAUUUUUGAAAAAAUAAAUAAACACGUUUGACUUGUUAAAAACUUGGCCAAAUAGGCUAAAAGGCACAACAAAAUCGUAGCUUAAUUAAUUACUACAAUUACUAAUAAAAAGGUUAUUGUUAUUUUUCUUGGGUGGUGUCCUCACAUGCAGACAAAGGUGGUUGUUAAUGUAUCAAUGAAUGGACAACUUCGUCCAAGUUUGAAGAAGCGGAUUUUCGGUUGCCUGGUUCAAGACACUACUUGCAAAUAUAAAGUCAUGAAAAUUGCAGCACCUUUACCAGGGGUGGAGAGAGUAAGUAUAGAAGCAGACUUGUUGACAGUAAUAGGAGAGGGAAUAGAUACAGUGGAGCUGGUGAACAUACUUAGGAAGAAAGUUGGAUUUGCUAAAAUUGUGACACAGAAUGAAAACACAGAAGAAACAACACAGCCACAGCCACAGCCGCAGCAACAGCCUACUGUUAUAAAUCAAGUGCUUCCUAUGGUUGAGAUGUUUGAAAUUAGAGAUCCUUACUAUUAUAACAAUUCCUGCUUUCCAUGGUGGUGAUGCCUCAGAUGAAAAUUGGAAGAAAUUUAACGUGAUCUGGUGAGGGGAAUUUGCACUUCCGAAGACCUAUAAAAUUAAAGAAGAGUAUAUAGAAAAAUUGAGAUUGAUUUCUUGUAAGUUGUAAGCAAGUAUCUUCUCUUCAAUGCCCUGGCCUGAUAUCUAGUGUUGCACUUGUGUAGUGCUUAUUGUUGUACUCGAUCUGUA